AUACACAUCCUCUGAUAUAAAGACAUAGAAACAGUGUAUUCAGUCAGUGUGUGUUUCCUACAGAUGGAUCCAGUAAUGGGAACCCACCUGAGAGAUGUCCCCGUCCUCUGUAUUCCCGGGACUCCACACAGGAACAUCAGGAGAUCCUUCAGGAGGAUCAGAAUACAAAUCCAAUUAUUAUAAAAGUUGAAGUGAAGGAAGAAGCGGAAGAGAUGUCUAUGAUGGGUGAUGAGCCGUGUAAACAGAAGGAAAUCCCUACAGAGAUCAGCACAGACCCCGGAGGCACCAUAGAGACUCAGAGAAGCGUCAAAGUUGAAGAGGAAGAAGAAGAAAUACAAGUGAGGAUUAAAGAGGAGGAAGUUCCUAUGGAGAUCAGCACAGACCCCGGAGACACCAGAGACAAUCAGACAGACGUCGAGGCUGAGGAGGAGGAAGAAGACCCUUUGAGGAUUAAAGAAGGAGAAAUCCCUCUAGAGAUCAGUACAGAUGGAUGUCACAAGGGGGUCAAAACAUUUCCUUGCUCUGAGUGCAGCCAAUGUUUUUCCGAGAGAGCAGAUCUCAUCUCACAUCGGAGAGAUCACACAAUGCAGAAGAAGUACCUUUGUCCCGAAUGUGGAAGAUGUUUCAACGAGAGAGCGAAGCUGAUGGUGCAUGAAAUGGGUCACAAAGAGGAGAAGCCAUUGUCAGAUGGAUGUCACAAAGGGGUCAAAACAUUUCCCUGUUCCGAGUGCAGCCAAUGUUUUACAGAGAAAGCAGCUCUCAUCUCACAUCGGAGAGAUCACACAAUGCAGAAGAAGUACCCUUGUCCCGAAUGUGGAAGAUGUUUCAACGAGAGAGCGAAGCUGAUAGUGCAUGAAAUGAGUCACAAAGAGGAGAAGCCAUUGUCCUGCUCCCAGUGUGGCCUGUGUUUCAGUGACCAGUCCUAUCUUCUCAGCCAUCAGAAAGUUCACACGGGGGACACCUUAUCUUGUGCAGAAUGUGGGGACAUGUUUACAGAGGAAUCCUACCUUCUUCGGCAUCAGAAGACGCACAGCGGGAAGAAAGUAUUAUCCUGUUCGGAGUGCGGAAGGAGUUUUCCAUCGGAGUCCAAACUCAUUAAACAUAAACUAGUUCACUCGAGGGAGAAGUCAUACACUUGCCAUACGUGUGGGAAAUGCUUUGGAGAGAAGCAGAGCCUUUCGGUCCACCUGCGUCACCAUAAGAAGCGGUUUUCCUGUUUGGUGUGCAGGAAGUACUUUGUAUCCAAUUAUUCGCUCCUCCAACAUCAGAGGAGUCACACUGGCGAGCGGCCGUUCGCGUGCUCCGAAUGUGGCAAGAGCUUUGCAGACAAAUCAUGCCUCAGAUCGCACUGGAAGACGCAUCCGGAGGUAGAAUUCAAGCCGUACGUCUGCUCUGAAUGUGAUCAGUGUUUCAGUCGCAAGUUGGACCUCUUUAGCCACCAAAGAUUCCAUGUGGCUGAGACGCCCCACGUGUGCUCGGCCUGCGGGAGAUGUUUUGUGAACAAGCACGUUUUACAGAGGCACCAGAGCAACUUUAGCGAUGAGACGGCGUUCAAAUGUUUAGUGUGCAAAAAGUCUUUCCCAUGGAGGGGCUGCCUCAAUUACCACAAGAAUGAACACUACGUCUGGAAGACAACAGCAUGAUGGGACGGAGGAAGAUGGGAGUGAUCCAAUGUGGUUUUGUAUGUUUUUCAUGAACUCUGUAAAUAAAUAAAUAAAAAUUUGAGAGA
Molecule: messenger RNA, 1729 nt
Organism: Rana temporaria (common frog)
Lineage: Eukaryota; Metazoa; Chordata; Amphibia; Anura; Ranidae
Product: gastrula zinc finger protein XlCGF26.1-like
Exons: 6
Coding region: 213-1643 (476 amino acids)
Source: RefSeq, a predicted model, not a curated record